AUGGAUGCAAAUGUUUUAUUAGAGGUGUUUGCAGGUACGCUUAAUCCUGAUCCGCAAAUCUCUAAGGCAUCAGAAGCUCGGUUAACGGAUUUAAAGCAAACUCCUGGGUUUGUAGGAGCAUGUCUUGAUGUUAUAGGGAAUCUGGCCAAUUGUCUACCUCAACAAAGAGGAGUGGUGACAGCCAUGGCGAUUUACUUCAAGAAUAUUAUCAUUCGGUAUUGGAGCAGCAAGGAAGAUGAACCUAACAACAGCAUUAUUGAUCAUGAUGAGAAGCCAAUUAUUAGAGAGCGGAUUUUACGAAUUAUGGUGGAUGCAGAUUUUAUUAUUAAAAGACAAUUGAUUCCUCUGUUACGGAAGAUUAUUGGCGAGACUUCAGGUUUACGAGAUUGGCCACAGUUGUUAAACGAAACUGGGUAUUUAUUGCAACAGGUGCCCAAUGAAGAGACUCUUGCUGGGCUAUUAGCAGAUCCCAAUAAUACGAAUAAUCAUCAUCGGAUAUGGUCACCAUUAUAUGUGGGCCUUGUUAGUUUCAGUGAAUUCUGUCGGCUAUAUAGAUGGAAGAAUAACACCGAGAGAGCUAAUGAAUUGGAUCCUAUAAUCAUUCAAGUGUUUCCUCAUUUAUUAAAUGUUGGUAACCUCAUUGUUGAGAACCCAGUUUUGAUCACAGAGUUGACUAGUGAAAUGGUCAAAUUGAUCUUGAAAUGCUACAAAUUCGUCACGUACUUUGAUCUUCCAGUUGUCUUACAAUCAAGAGACGCCUUAUUUACUUGGGGAGAAUUCCAUGGGAAAAUCAUCAAUAUUCAAACCCCACCAUAUAUUCUUAAUGAUGGAUCCUCGUCAGAACAAAAUAAGAACUUGUUGGAGUUUUCUAAAUGCUUGAAAUGGUCAGUUCUUAAUAUGCACAAAUUAUUUGAAAAGCAUGCCAGUAAGGUUAAAAAACAUGGUGAAUUCCUGAAAAUUUUUAUGAAGGAAUUUAUACCUCAUUUGAUUCCUAAUUACUUAUCGGUAAUUGAAGCUUGGUGUCAAGGCACUAAAUGGCUUCCUAACCUGGCCCUUUUCUCCUUGCUUCAAACUUUCAGUGUUUGUGUGCUUAACAAACUGACAUGGCUCAUGCUACAACCUCACUACGAAACCCUUCUUCAUCAUUUGAUCUUCCCUCUCGUAUGUCCAACCGAUGAAGUCUUGGAGACUUUUGAAGUGGACCCACAGGAGUAUAUCCGGUUGAACUAUGAUAUUUUUGAAGAUUUUGCAGCUCCUGAUGAAGCAGCUUUAGGGCUUUUGGCUACUUGCAUUCGUAAACGGAAGGGAUGUCUUACAACCGCCAUUCAAUUUGUUUACGAAAUAUUAACUGAGCUUCAAAAGCAGCCCGAGACUUUGGAAUCAGUAAAGAAAAAGGAAGGGUGUCUUCGUAUAGUUGGAACCAUUGCACCUGAAGUGACGUUACCAAAUUCAGCAUAUUUGGAUCAGAUGGAACCAUUUUUGGCCAAUUUAAUCUAUCCAAACUUAAACUCGUCUUAUCAAUUCUUAAGAGCAAGAACUUUACAAGUAGCUAAUAGGUUUGACGAAUUAGACUACAAAGACGAAAAGUGUUUAUCAUUAUUGUUUUCUGGAAUACUUGCUCCCUUUAAGGAGAAACCCACUGUGACAGCCAACAAAGGACAAGCAGAAGCACAAGCAGAAGAGGAAGCGCCCAGCUUACCUGUGUUGUUGGAAGCAGCAUUAUGCGUGAAGGCAUAUAUUCACCAAGAUCAAUUCCGAGAGCUUCUAGGAGGUAUGAUUCUAGCAGUGAUGUCAAAGUUAUUGGAAUUGAGCAAUGAAAUUGAUAACGAUGAGGUCUCGAUAGUUAUGCAAGAAUGCGUCAAGCAAUAUAGUACCCAAUUGCAACCGUUUGGUAUUGAUUUGAUGACCAAGUCCGUGGAGAACUUUAUGCGACUUGUCCGUGAAAUUUACGCGGCUUCAUUGGCCAGCUACGAUGACGAUUAUGACGACCAAAACAUCAAGAUCGUCAGUGCCAUGGAGGUGUUGAACAUGAUAAUCACCGUUUUGAAAUCGUUUGAACAUCUGUCCGAAGUAUUGGCUAAAUUAGAAGAGGUGUUCAUGCCGGCCAUUGAGUUUGUUUUGGUUUAUGAUAUUGAUGAUUUAGUAGCUGAAGUUCUGGACUUGAUUGAGAACAAUAUCUUCAUUGCCAAAGCCGUUAGUCCCAACAUGUGGACUGCCUUCCAAUGGAUUGUGAAGAACUUUAGAGAUGGGGUUGCAUUUUUGUAUCUUGAUGAAUGGACUCCCACUAUCGAAGCAUAUAUUGCAUUUGGCCAGGACCAAUUUGCUUUAGGUUCUCCUGAAUUGAGUCAGGGGCUACAAUUCAUAAUAACUAGCAUUUUAACUGGUGAUGAUCUGGAUGUUGGCUACGUUGACAUCAUUUAUGGUUACGAAAUUGCACUGUACUAUUUAUUGGCCGUCCGUGAAUCAUCUCGUCGUCGUGCCGAAGUUGAUGUAGCAAGUGUCUUGAGAGUAACCAUGGCCAGCUAUAAACAAUUGGCAGAGGAUAAAUAUCAUCCUUUGAAACUGUGGUUCUUUGUUCAUUUGCACAAUGUAAUUCUCGCUGGUCUUGUUGCAGAUUUUGAAUCUACUGUUGGGGUGUUGGAGGAAGCAAAUUACCUUCAGCUAUUUUUUGACCAAUGGUUGAGUCAAUGUUUGAAAUUGAAACGGGUAUUUGACUUAAAACUCUCCAUCAUGGGAAUGAUCACCUUAUUGACUCGAGCAGAGAUUCUUCUUCCCAUGUUACCCAAGAAUUAUCUGCUGUGUCUUCCUCUGAUGUUUGCGCAGUUGGUAGGGAAGGUUCCGCAUGCCUUGAGCGAGUUUGAGCGCAAGCAAAAGAUGCUCAAUGACGUUUCCAACACUUAUCAGACAGAUGACGAGCUCUUAUUCAACAAUUAUAAGUACACUGAUUUCGACGAAGAAGAAGAUGUUGACUUUGAAGACGAAGAUACGGAUCCAAAGAGUCAAAAUAAUAGCACUAUUAACAAUGAUGGAGCCACAGAGUAUAUUGAUUUCCUCAAAAUUGAACAAGAAAAGCUAAAGCAAUACGAAACAGAUAAUAAUGAUAAUGAAGAGGAUGAUGAUGAUGAUUUGGACCAGGAAACAUUCUCUGUGACUCCGAUUGAUAAUUUGGACAUAUUGCAGAUUACAAGAGCGUACUUAGAGACCUUUCAAACGGGAAAUGCCGAGGGUUAUAACCAAUUUCUUCAAAGCAUGACGGAAGAAGAAAGCCAGCUGUUGAUCGUGACAUUGACAACCAAUCAAUAA
Lizanozyma spartinae is the source of this 3303-nucleotide messenger RNA. RefSeq names its product Nmd5p (gene NMD5). The record is from RefSeq and is a predicted model, not a curated record. The coding region runs from base 1 to 3303 and encodes 1100 amino acids. The transcript has a single exon. Gene Ontology annotation, biological process: protein import into nucleus. Gene Ontology annotation, molecular function: small GTPase binding. Gene Ontology annotation, cellular component: cytosol; nuclear envelope. Lineage: Eukaryota; Fungi; Ascomycota; Pichiomycetes; Serinales; Debaryomycetaceae.